CGGGACACGCACCCCGGGCGCUCCCGCAGAGCCCUCGGCAGGUGCCGCUCGGGCCCCACCGCUCUGCCCCGCGGCCCGGCCCCGCCGGCAGCUCGGCCGUGCGGCGAGCCGGUCCCGGCGGCGCUCGGGGGGCAGGGCGGGCCGGCAGAGCCGGCCGCAGUCCCCGCCUCUCCCGCGGGUUGCCCGGCGAAGGCCGGGCCGGGAGGAGCCGCUCACCGGCGCCGCGGCCCGCCGGAGCCAUGAGCUCCCACCGCAGCGAGAGCGACUGGCAGGGGCUGCUGAGCGAGUAUCUGGUGUGCAAAAGGAAGCUUGAAAGUAAAAAGGAGGCAUUGCUCAUCCUUUCCAAAGAGCUGGACACAUGUCAACAAGAAAGAGACCAGUACAAACUUAUGGCCAACCAGCUGCGGGAACGACACCAGUCUCUGAAAAAGAAGUAUCGGGAGCUGAUUGAUGGGGAUCCAUCACUUCCACCUGAAAAGAGGAAACAGGCAAAUCUUGCUCAACUACUGAGUGAGGCUCAAGAUCGAAAUAAACAUCUUGGAGAAGAGAUUGGAGAGCUUCAACAGAGACUGGGAGAAGUACAAGGAGACAAUAAGCUCCUUCGAAUGACCAUAGCAAAGCAAAGACUGGGAGAUGAUGAAGUUGGGGCUCGCCACUUUGCAGCACAUGAGCGGGAGGACCUCGUUCAACAGUUGGAGAAGGCUCGAGAACAGAUAGAGACUCUGAGAUAUGAUCUUCAGGCUGCACUGGAUGAGUUACAGGAUGUGAAAGAGGAACGCUCUGUUUACCAAGAUAAGUCUGACAGACUAAACCAAGAGUUGAAUCAUGUCUUAGGAGGGCAUGAAAACCGUAUCAUUGACAUAGAUGCUCUGUGUAUGGAGAACAGGUAUCUUCAAGAGAGAUUAAAACAACUUCAAGAGGAAGUCAACCUUCUGAAGUCUAGUAUUACUAAAUAUAAGAAUGCACUAGAGAGACGAAAAAAUUCAAAGACUCAUAGUAGAUCCAGUAGCAGUGCUCUGACUGGAGUCCUUUCUGCAAAGCAAGUCCAAGAGUUGUUGUCGGAGGAUCAUGGAUGUAGCCUACCAGCCACACCACAAUCCAUUUCAGAUCUCAAAUCACUGGCCACUGCAUUACUGGAAACCAUCCAUGAAAAAAACAUGGUCAUACAACACCAAAGACAAACCAACAAAAUUCUAGGUAAUCGCGUGGCAGAACUAGAAAAGAAAUUAAGAACUUUGGAAAUUGCUGGCUUGUGGAGUCUUCCAGGCCUGAGCUACAAUGUCUCAGUGGGAUUUGGGAGUGGGAAGGAUACGAUAACAUUCAGUGACCCAGCCCUGCCCGUGAUACAGCGGUCCAGGUCACCCUUGUUAGCGUUUCCUGAUAAGCCUCAGAGAACUGAAGUGCAAGGUGAGGCUGAUAUUGCAUUUGUGAUUAAAGACUAUCAGACAGAACAGAAGGGAGAACGUGAUGAAACUUACGCUGUUGCAAGUGAAUCUCUGGCUCCAGAGGGAACAAACUUAAAUAACAGAAUCCAAAAUAAACAUUUUUACCCUUCAUUACCCCAGCUACCUUCUGAGGAAGAAGAUAUAAACAAGCUUGGAAGUCAGAUAAUUAAACUGACAGUUGCAGAACUGGAAGCGAAAAGAGGAGGCGCUCCUGUGGGGGAGCAGAACGUGGGAGUUGAAGCAGAGCUUAAUGAUUCAUCAGAGGCAGAGUGCACACUUUCCAGCCCUGAUCCAUCUGACCCCACAGAUCCCUCAAACGCUGAGAAUGAACAAAGGGGUGAAACUGAGGCCCUGAAAGACAAUGACAAAACCUUAGAGAGAGAUAGUGAAAUUCCAAAUGAAAGAGAGGAUCAAAAUAGCAGCACCAUGGAUGUGGUGCAUACUGAAGGUGCUGGAAGGCAUGGAGGGCUCAGUGUUAAAACUGCAGACACAAAUACCAGCUUUGAGGAGCUCUCUGAAUCUGAAAACAAGAAACCAUCUGAUGCUGCUGAAAACCGUGAAUAUUUGGAUAACAGUUUGGCUUGAGCUCAUCUCAUGAAAAUGAAGCAAGUUAUUUCACCAGAUACUGAGAGCCCCAUUUAAUGAAGCUCCGAAGGAAACAUCGGUGAAGCCAGAAGUCUUACUGUAUGAAACAGCACUGCUGUUCUAAAGCAGAGAAAACAGCAAGAGGAGAACCAGUGAUGUCCUGUCCAGCUUAUCUGGCUGUCAGUUUCUGGAGCUGCAUUCCUCUGCUUAGAGGAGCUGGAAUGGGCCCUUGGGCUUAGUUAAUGGGUGACAGGUUUCAGCCUACUCCAUCUGUGCUCUCCUCUCUAAAGGAAUUCUGUGUCUUUUUUAUUUUCUUAUUACUUGGAAUUAAGGAUAACUCUUCCUUUCCUCCUCAUUUCACCAGUCUAUGGUAUAAUAGAAGGGUUAUUUGCAUUGUUGCCACUUUCUAAAACUUCUCUUGAAGAGGUUUAGUCAUAGAAAAACAUUCCUGUAAUAACUAGGGGGAAAGGGAGCUGCUGUGUCAUUCCCUGGCUUGGUCCUGAUGCUGGAUCUGUGCCACUCUGCUUCUAGGAAGGCAGCAACGAGGGAAUACUUGAGGUUGAAGUUAGCAGCUGUUGGGGAAGGGGAGGCAGGUCUUUCCUCUCCUGUUUGUAGCAUAAGGAAUAGUCUCUGCAGCUGUGGAACUUCUGAGGGCCAGCAGCCAUCAAGGCAAUUUUUCUGCUGGCUUGGGACCUAAUUGUCUGUAAAUGUUCAUUUCUCACUCCUAGAACUUGAAGCCAAUCAGAGAGAAUUAAAGCAAAUUUAAUAAAAUACUACUAAUAAAAAGGAAAAUCCCUCCCAGACUGAGUACUUCUUUGACAAAUAACUGCCAGCUGCAAGUUUUUACAGCCCACUUGUCAGCUGCUGAAUAAAGAGAGUUUAUAUUAGCAGUACUGACAAACUCUUCUGUAUGUGUAAGAUGAGGUAGCAGGUGCUGCCAUAAUCAAGGUGUCAGAGCCCAUGAAUGGUUUGUAUUCAGCAGAAGAAAGGCUGUAUGUAAAUUAUUACAUAUAAAUAUAAGGAGUGAUAGUCGGAAGGUGAAAAAUGUGGCUUGUCUCUAUUCUCAUGUGUUUUCCCUAGCAGGUGCAUUUGUGUAACCCUUUCAGUGUCUGUCUUCAGGAUACAAAGCCAUACUUACAGUGCUCCUCAAAUAUGUGUACUUUGUCUUUAAGGGUAAUUGGACAUUGCAGCAUUCCACUGAUGAUAAGCAGCAGUCCUUAGGAACAAAAGUUAUAUAAAUAGUUAAGCGCAUUAGGGACAUGAAGCAGUAAAAAGUUUUUAUUUUGUUAUCUUGCUCACCAUUAAAAUUCCUCAUUACCUGAAAAAAACCCAAGAGUUGUGUUUGAAAGAGUGUUAAGGUGUUCCCAGUAAUUGUAACUGACUGCAUUACUGACUCAUUUUCGUGACAGUCAGAAGAAAAUAGCUGUAGAAUCUAAAAUCUCCAGGAGAAUGUGCAGGAUUUUUUUCCUCUAAGGGCUGAAUGUCACAUGAAGUAGCAUUUUGUUUGAGAUGUAUUUUUUCCAUCCUUCACAGACUGAUCCUUCACAGAGCUAAAUAUCAGUGCAGUCAGAACUGAGGCAAGCAAGUAAGAAGGUCCAGAUUUCACGUGUUGAGCUCAGAAACAUUGAGGGCCCUUCACUAUUUCCCUGCCCUGUGUCUCUCCUGAUCCACAGAUGAGUGAAUGAGUAUUUUGCUCACAGUCCCUUAACAGCCAGUUAAUGCUAUUAGUGAACGAAGAGCUUGGUGUAAGGUUGAAGCAGUGCUGGGACAACAGCUUUUUAGUGCCUGAUGUGCUGAUUCUUUUCAGAAUGUCUUUUCUGUGAGAGCAUACUGAUGUACAAUCCAACAAUUAGGGAAUCUUGGUAAUGUCCUCACACCAUUCUCCCUCUUAGAUGUAAUUUUUAAAUCUUUGCAAUCAUUAAAUUCCUGUAAGAUACACAGAUCUCUGAAAACCUCAUUUCCAGUGUGAUGCCACUGCUGCAAUACUGGCUCUCUCCUUUCUCUUGUAGCAAAUGUGUAUUCUAGCUAUAUUUUCAGCUCUCUCCCAGGAACACAAGACUUCAAAGCAAGGAGACUUGUAAAAGUAAGACAUUGUUGCUGCACUAGGUUAUAAUAAUUAAAUUUUCUUGUCAGUAUCUUCCUUGGAUAUUGCUUUAAUUGAUAUUGUGCUAAUAUAACAAUGAUUUUUUUUUCCCCCCAGUAAAUUUAACUAGCGUUUUUUUGUGGACUCAACUCCACCUUAGAUUUGGAGGGGUUGGUUUUGUUUUUUAGGACCUGUGUUCCCUUUUUCUGCUACCUUAGAUGUGCAGAAAUCACAACCAGACCUUUUUGGUGUUGGGCUUUGGGGAAGCAAACUGGGAAGGGAAUUUUGUGGCAGCAGGAGGAGCUGCAUUUCACAAACUGAUUUUAAGGAGGUUGUUGUACCUAAAGGUGAAGUCAUGCAUUAUUUGUGAGAAGGAUUUCAUUUGAUAGUAUGAUAAUGGGGUUAUUGGAAAAAUAAUGUUAAUUGAAUUUGUAAAAUAAGUGUGUGAAAAUGACAGAUUAAGAAGCAUCUUUUAGAAUGCUGCUUCCUUUCUAAGUGAGACUAUUUUUAAGCAUAUGGGAAUUUGUAUAAUAAAGACAGUGGAAUUUCUUUAAUCCCUAUGAGCUCAGGAAUGUAUUUCAAAAUCUUAACUGAGAUUAAGUUGAAAAUCUGCUGCAUUUCUAAAAGAUAGCAUUUUGUUUACCAGCUUCUGUUUUGUAGUUUGCUUUCUAAAUUAUGCAGUUUAAUUUAUUUGCAAACUAGUCUUUUAUUGCUGCCUGGAUUAACAGCACAAUGUGGUUAAACUAUAUUAAUAAAUUUUGUCAUCUUUAAUAAAAAUAUUUACUGAUA
This is a messenger RNA of Passer domesticus (house sparrow), 4902 nucleotides long. It is a transcript of the gene CCDC149, whose product is annotated as coiled-coil domain containing 149. The transcript is spliced from 15 exons. The record is from RefSeq and is a predicted model, not a curated record. NCBI's taxonomy places the organism in Eukaryota, Metazoa, Chordata, Aves, Passeriformes, Passeridae. Bases 240 to 2030 code for a protein of 596 amino acids.